Molecule: messenger RNA, 563 nt
Organism: Phanerochaete carnosa HHB-10118-sp
Lineage: Eukaryota; Fungi; Basidiomycota; Agaricomycetes; Polyporales; Phanerochaetaceae
Exons: 3
Source: RefSeq, a predicted model, not a curated record
GAGAGCCUCUAUCGAGAGUAUGCGGUCUGCGACCUGAAACAUUACAAGUCUGGGAAUUUCUCCCUCCGUUGGCGGACGGAAGAGGAAGUCAUCUCUGGCGCAGGUGAAAGCACCUGUGGCAACACGCGCUGUCCGCUUCACCUGCCGCGUAACAUCGACCCCGACGACCCGUGCCCGCCGCUGAAGACGCUCGAACUCCCUUUCUCGUAUGCUGAGGACGAUCAGAGCAAGUCUGCGCUCGUGAAAGUUGUGCUAUGCGACAAGUGCUGCAAGAAACUCGUGUGGAAGCGGAAUAAGGAGAAGGAGAGACAGCGCGAACGAGCGGAAGCAGUGGUUGGAGGCGAUAAUAGAGGGGAUGCCUCGCUAGUGGAGCCUGGGGACAUGCGGGCCGGAAGUUCAGAACAGGGCCACCGUCCUCGACGACACAGCGCUUCUCAGGAGAGACGACGGACGGAUCGUUCGCGUUCGCGUUCACCGCGGCGUAAGAACCUUGACCAACGGCGAAGAUCUCCACCUCGUUAACCUGUCUGGUCUCGUCAAAAUGUAUUCGUAAAUGGAAUCAA